CCGCACGCGCAUCAUGGACUCUGUAGUGAGGAAGACCCUGAGGGGGCCCGUCAGGAAGCUGACCAGCUGUGUGUCGGGAGAGAGGGAGAAGGAGGUGAUGUUCGACCACAGGCAGAGGAGAGCCAGAGGAGGAGCAAGAGGAGCAGGAGGAGGAGCAAGAGGAGCAGCUGCCCCCUGCCCCAGGGAGUCCGCGGCCCCCCGCUCCCACCAGCCUGGCCUGGACCCGGAGAGGAAGCCGCGAGAAGGUCUGAAUGCCAAGAAGAACGCCGAGAGGGCGGCCCUGAGGGCUCACUACAGGAGGAAGUACCAGCUCACCAGGAGCGCCAAGGACACGGACCAUUUGAGGCCGUUUGGGGGGAAAAUAGCUCUCCCCCGCGAGCUGGCGAAAAUAGUUAAUUCCGACGGUAAGAGCAAGGACGAUGGAUUCAACUUAUUGAAGGUGUUCCAAGGCCUCAGCUUCAGCACGGGGCCGGUCCAAGGGGCCAGACGCAGCCACACUCCCACCCCUCAAACAGCCAAUGGGGCCACGUGCCAAGUCAUGUGAUCGGGAGGUGGUCUAUGACUGUGCUGGUUGUGAUGGGACCAUUACAACUCCACACGGGACAGACCAUGAGGUCAUACACAUGACCAGCUCACCCACGGCUGGAUGCUUUACAUGAAUCUACACAUUUGACAAAUUCAUGUUUGAUAUGCUUUUUGAAUAAAUUUUAUUCAUAUUUCUUGCUAACUUUUAAUAUGUAUUAAAUGCGCGGUAUUAUAUUUGAUCAUAACGUAUUGUAUAUGUUGGUUUGUAAUGGUUUUUUAAGAUGUGUUUUAUGAAUUGUCACAUAAUCACUAUUACAUGUACACAUUUUAUUGAUGUUUGUAUUCAUUUAAGUUUUUGUACUUUCAUCAAUCCUAAGCACCUUGUGAGGUUGACUGAAGAUUAUAACUUCUGCAUGAUCUUUUUAAGAAGGGCCAUUUUGGA
Messenger RNA from Gadus chalcogrammus (walleye pollock), 967 nucleotides. RefSeq lists its product as uncharacterized. The record is from RefSeq and is a predicted model, not a curated record. Bases 14 to 544 code for a protein of 176 amino acids. Gene Ontology annotation, biological process: neurotransmitter transport. Gene Ontology annotation, molecular function: syntaxin binding. The transcript has 4 exons. NCBI's taxonomy places the organism in Eukaryota, Metazoa, Chordata, Actinopteri, Gadiformes, Gadidae.